AUGAAGCCCGAGAUUAUACCGUACCAGCCGGAAGUGGACCUUGUGCUGGACGACAGCGUUUGCGAGCGGCGGCCGCACCUGCCGGUGUACCAGGAGACGCACGAAGUGAACGGCGUGCAGUUCUGGAAGACGGAGGACAUCCCGCUGAGCAGGCGGAACUUCAUCUACCGGCCGUGUCUGCCCAACCCGCUGUUCACCGAGCUCGGGUACUGCACCACCGAGUACCCGUUUGACACUUCUGGGGUCAACAUCCAGGACAGGUCCUACGGGAUGAGUGUGCUGCGUGGUGAGAACAGUGUGGUCAGCGUCAGAGCGAAGGACGGGUGGCGCACUGCGCGCAGCGAUGUGUGCAUCAAGGAAGGGGACGUGUACUGGGAAGUGGAAGUGCUGAACGUCGGUAACGGCAGUGGUAGUGGCACUGGUAGUGGCAGUAGCAGUAACGUGGAUGUGGACGUGGACAAGGGGUCGGUGCAGCAGCGGCGGCAGUUUCUGAACUCGUCUGCGCAUGUGCGUGUGGGCAUCAGCCGGCGGGAGGCCAGCCUGGAAGGCCCUGUGGGGUUCGACUCGUACGGGUACGGUCUGCGAGAUUUCUCGCUGGAGUCUAUACACGAUGGACAACUGGAGCAAGUGCUGGCGAGGGCGCCGCUGAAGAACGGGGACCGGCUGGGGUUCCUGGUGAGCCUGCCGAGUGUGGAGAGGCAGGUAGCGCAAGCGCGGGAGUACACCGCGAGGCGGAUCGAAGCGCUUGCGUCGCACGGCCAGGAGCUCGGAGCGCAGGAGGAGUGGGAGUCGCACGGGCGCAAGAGGCAGAAGCGCGCCGGUGUGACGAACAUGGACUUCCAGCGGGCGCUGCUGGAGGACAUCGACCACGCCAACGUGGUGCGGGACCACAUACCCAUCCGGUACAAGAACCAGCUAUUCUACGAGGCCACGGAUUACGUGAAGACCACGAAGCCCGAGUACUACUCCUCGGACAAGCGCGAGCGGGAGGAGUACUACCACCUGGAGGGCUCCUACGUGGCUGUGUUUCUGAACGGGGAGUACCUGGGCAAGGCGUUCGAGGAGGUGAAACCCUUCCUGCCGCCGUUCAGCGAGCUGCAAUACAACGAGAAGUUCUACUACGGGUACUGGAAGCACGGCCGGGCGGAAGGCGAGGACCGGGAGGAGGCGCGCAUCGGCGGCAAGCACCGGAAGGGGCUCAUCCUGCGGAACAAGUACGUGAACAACAGCAAGCUGGGCUACUACCCGACGAUCAGCUGCUUCAAGGGUGGUGCCGCGAGACUAGUCACCACCCGCAGCGAGCUGCGCCACCUGCGCGCAGCCACAGACGUAGCCGACCAGCCCGUCGCUGUGCUCGACGACCUCUACAGACGCCAGAUCGCAGACGAAGUGGUCUGGGACAUAGUAGACGAGAUAGAAGAAGAGGCGAAAGUGAAGUGGAAGUGA
This is a messenger RNA of Nakaseomyces glabratus, 1446 nucleotides long. RefSeq names its product Bre2p (gene BRE2). Lineage: Eukaryota; Fungi; Ascomycota; Saccharomycetes; Saccharomycetales; Saccharomycetaceae. The record is from RefSeq and is a predicted model, not a curated record. Gene Ontology annotation, cellular component: Set1C/COMPASS complex. Gene Ontology annotation, molecular function: transcription cis-regulatory region binding; protein binding.